Molecule: messenger RNA, 1766 nt
Organism: Humulus lupulus (European hop)
Lineage: Eukaryota; Viridiplantae; Streptophyta; Magnoliopsida; Rosales; Cannabaceae
Product: serine/arginine-rich splicing factor RS40-like
Exons: 7
Coding region: 533-1534 (333 amino acids)
Biological process (GO): mRNA splicing, via spliceosome
Cellular component (GO): nuclear speck
Molecular function (GO): RNA binding
Source: RefSeq, a predicted model, not a curated record
GAAACCCGUUCCUGUUUAGGGUUUCAUUGCGCUUCUCCAAUCGCUGCGACGGAGUCUCUGAGAGAAGGUAAAAUGAGGCCUAUUUUCUGUGGGAACUUCGAGUACGAUGCUCGGCAGUCGGAUCUGGAGCGGCUUUUUGGAAGAUAUGGGAAGGUUGAUAGGGUGGACAUGAAGUCUGGAUUAUCUUGGGAUAUCCAUUCUCUUCCAGGCUAAUGGAUGGGCUCUUCAGAAUUCCGUUACAUGCCUGUGACGAGCUUCCUCUUCUUGCUUUCAAGAAGAGUCACUCUGAUCCGCAAUGGCACUACCAUCCCACAUUUUCCACAGAUACCUCUGACUUUCAUUCCUCACGACUUUCGCCCAGCCUUCAAUUUCAGACAUGUUUCAAGUCUGAAACAUUGCCAACCUCACAGCAGAGGCCGCAAACCGAUGGAGAAGGCACAUUCUUUUCACUGACCCACAAUGAGACAUCCACUUUUGGAUUAUUGUUCCUUGACAUCACUUAGUUCAUGCACAAGGAUUUGCCUUCAUUUACAUGGAAGAUGACAGAGAUGCAGAGGAUGCUAUUCGGGGUCUUGAUAGGAGAGAAUUUGGUCGAAAGGGACGAAGGCUUCGUGUAGAAUGGACUAAGCAUGAACGAGGCAUUAGAAGGCCUGGUGGUUCAAGAAGAUCAUCGACUAAUACAAGGCCGUCAAAGACAUUAUUUGUUAUAAAUUUUGAUCCUUAUCACACUAGAACUAAGGAUUUGGAGAGGCACUUUGAUGCAUACGGAAAGAUAGUUAGUGUAAGGAUUAGAAGAAACUUUGCAUUUGUUCAAUACGAAUCACAGGAGGAUGCCACUAAAGCAUUGGAGGCUACAAACAUGAGCAAGUUGAUGGAUAGGGUUAUUUCAGUGGAAUAUGCAGUACGGGAUGAUGAUGAUGAAAGGAGAGAUGGACUAAGCCCUGAUAGAGCUCGUGAUAGAUCACCAGAAAGAGGUCGGGACAGAAGACGUUCUCCAAGUCCCUAUCGAAGAGAGAGAGGUAGCCCUGAUUAUGGUCGUGGCACCAGCCCCAGUGCAUACAGGAGGGAGAGGGGUAGUCCUGAUUAUGGCCGUGGUCGCAGCACAAGCCCCUAUCGGAAAGAUAGGGGAAGCCCUGAUUACGGUCGUGGCCACAGCCCAAAUCCUUAUAGGAGAGACAGAGCUGGCCCUGAGCAUGGUCGUGGCCCCAGCCGUAGUCCUCACCGAAGAGAAAAGGUGAGUGCUGAUCGCGGCCGGGCUCCUAGUCGUAGUCCUUAUGAAAGGGAGAGAGUUAGCCCUGAGAAUGGUCGUGUUGCUAGUGCUAGUCCCUAUAGAAGGAAAAGGGCUAGUCCUGAAAAUGGCCGUGCUCCUAGUCGUAGUCACAGUCCUUUGGAAAGAGAGAGGACUAACCUUGAGAAUGGUCGGGGACUGAGCCCCAAUUCUGUACCUGAACCUAAGGACAGUCCCAGUUAUGGUGGACCCGAAAGCCCAUUGAAUGAGAGGUACCAAAGUCGCUCUCCGCAAGCUGAAGAAUGAUCUUCACCUAGAGAAGUUGGCCUUGUUAAUGUGUCUCGACGGCAAUGAAGAAAGUUAAGAUUGUGUUGUAAUAUGACAUUUUUAAGACGGGAGUUUUCGGUUUUUAAAUGGUACAAUUAAGUAGGCUUUAGUUUUGUAUUAGUAGUGGGUUAUGAGAUACACUUUUGUUUCUACAAAACUUUAUGGAUCUUUUUCUGAACCAAGUUAUUUAUCAGAACUUGUUCUCGUUGUA